AUGGAUUCAAACAGCACUAUGGACGAUGUAGGUGACGAGAGCCACGGGAUUACAGUUGGCUCUGGCUCUCAAGGCCAACCGGAGGCGGAACCCUUGCUCAUUUCGGCGCAACACGAGAUGUUGGCGGAUGAGCCAUCGAGGGCGAUUAAGCUGGAUGAUCGGAUGAAGACCGUGGGCAGAACAUGGCUGCUAGCUGCGGGACCGAGCAUUCUCGUGUGUCUCUUUGCCAUUGAUUUCGACAUGCUCUUCCUGUCGACCAACUACAGCAGGCGUAUCGCCUCGGACCUCCACGAGCUAGAUAACGCUGUGUGGGUUAUUCUUGUCGGUUCGAUUAUGGAAACCGCCAGUAACCCGUUUUAUUCCAGCGUUGCCGAGUUGCUGGGACGCCGGCGAGCUGCACUACUAGCGGCAUUCCUGACAAUGCUUGGCUUUCUGUUCUGCUCGUUGAGUGGCCAACUUUGGCAUCUCAUCCUCGCAAGGCUCGUUGUGGGCUCAGGCUGCGCCGGUUUUCCACUCCUCGUGGCUAUCAUGCUGACUGAUACUGUCCCGUUACGAGAUUUUGCCCUUUGGCGUAGCUUGAUUGUCUGCGCCCAAGCUGUGGGCGAUUUGACUGGUGGCCCAGCGGGGUCCACCCUCGCCGAAAAACUCGGCUGGCAUGUGUAA
Dichotomopilus funicola is the source of this 663-nucleotide messenger RNA. RefSeq names its product major facilitator superfamily domain-containing protein. Lineage: Eukaryota; Fungi; Ascomycota; Sordariomycetes; Sordariales; Chaetomiaceae. The transcript has 6 exons. Bases 1 to 663 code for a protein of 220 amino acids. The record is from RefSeq and is a predicted model, not a curated record. Gene Ontology annotation, biological process: basic amino acid transport; transmembrane transport. Gene Ontology annotation, molecular function: basic amino acid transmembrane transporter activity. Gene Ontology annotation, cellular component: fungal-type vacuole membrane.